Molecule: messenger RNA, 1107 nt
Organism: Beta vulgaris subsp. vulgaris (sugar beet)
Lineage: Eukaryota; Viridiplantae; Streptophyta; Magnoliopsida; Caryophyllales; Amaranthaceae
Exons: 1
Coding region: 1-1107 (368 amino acids)
Biological process (GO): regulation of DNA-templated transcription
Molecular function (GO): DNA binding
Source: RefSeq, a predicted model, not a curated record
AUGAACACUUUUACUGUUCCGCCCGGCUACAAGUUCCGACCCACAAGUCAAAUAAUUCUUAUCACACAUCUUAAACCUAUAGUUUUUGGUGAUUUAGAAAAUCUACUUACAAGCAAUAAUGAUAUACGUGAAGCUGAUAUCUAUAGUUGUCAUCCAUCUGAGUUAUUUCAAGACUUGCAACACAACGAUGACGAAUAUAAAAUCGAACGUUAUUUUUACACUACAUUGAAGAAAGUUGGUGACAAAGAUAGUAAGAAUGGAAGAAACUACGUAAGAAAUAUUGAAAAAAUUGGAAAGUGGCAUGGUGAGUAUACCAAGACAAUUCUUGAUGAUCAUGGUGAAGUUAUAGGGUAUGAUAAAUAUUUCAAGUUUGUAUCAGAUUCAAAAGAUGAUAAUAAGACGGAGGAAUGGAAUAUGCAUGAGUAUUCUUUAAAACAAGAGCUUAUACCGGAGUAUAUUGAUGAAAAGAAGAAGAAUUUAGUGGUAUGUAAGAUUGUCAAGAUAGUGAAGGCUAAUCGCAUAGUCAAAAACAAAAAUAGAGUGUUGAUUCGUUUGAGAUGUGCACAAGCACAACCUUGUUCUUGUCAUGGUAGUAAUAAUAAUAAUGACGUGAUUAUGAUAGCGAAUUAUGCGGAACAACAACAACAACAACAACAACAACCAAGUGAUCAGAUUAUUGUUAAUCAUCACUCGGAAGAUAGUACUAUUGUUGGUAGCAAUGUCGUCAAUGGUAGUGACAUGAAUAUGAUGACGGAUUAUGUCAUUGUUACUGGUGAACAAGAGGAACUACCAUCACGGUCGUCUUCGUGGAUGAGCCAACAAGGAAGUGAUGAGAUUAUUCUUAACAACUUGGAAGAUAAUGUCGUCAAUGGUAGUGACAUGAAUAUGAUGAUGGAUUAUGUCUUUAUUGAUCAACAAGAUGAAGAACCAUCAUGGAAUAAACAACAACCAAGUGAUCAGAUUAUUAUUAAUAACAUGGAUGAUAGUACUAUUGUUGGUAGCAAUAAUGUCAAUGGAGAUAUAUUUGUACAUUCAUUAUUGAUCACUGAGGAAGAGCAAGAUGAUUUGAUCAGAGAAUACCAACAAACUCAGCACGCAGGAGAAUGA